Messenger RNA from Prunus mume (Japanese apricot), 987 nucleotides. NCBI's taxonomy places the organism in Eukaryota, Viridiplantae, Streptophyta, Magnoliopsida, Rosales, Rosaceae. The record is from RefSeq and is a predicted model, not a curated record.
GAUUUUUAUGGAGUGAACCUUUUAGUUGCGUCAUCGUGGACCUCCUCUGGUGAUGCAAAACCCAUAAACGAUGAGUCUGUUGAGGCCCUUGAUGAUGUUCAAGCCCUUGUUCUCUCUGCCACAGACAUGGAGAGCAUCUGCUCUAAAUCCAAGUCGCAUUUCAAGAAGUUGUGCAUGGUGACAUUACUUAAGAAAGUGGAAAUCUUUCAACAAAUGGACGGACAAGUGUUGAAAGCAAUCUCCAAGCGUCUUAAGCCCAUGAACUUCAAUGCCAAGCAGUAUAUUCUUAAAGAGAAAAAACCACUUAAUAUGAUGUUCUUCGUUGUGCGGGGAGCUGUAUUAAUUAAAAGCGUAAGUGCUAUGGACGCGAACGUGAAAAAAACCUGUGAAUUGGGAAGUUUCUAUGGAGAAGAACUUGUACAUUGGGUUACAACUUGGGUAUCACACCAGACCUUUCCUACCAAACUUCCCUUGUCACCUGAUUCUGCGCUAUGCCCCUACCAUGGUGGUUCUGUGGAAAUACUUGCUCUCAAAUCCGACGACUUGAAGAGUGUACUCUCUGAUUUCACCCUCCCUACAGAUUCUGAUCAGCCUCUGGACUGGUUGACCACCCUAAAGAACGUGGAAAGGCUUGAGACUAUGGGUGUGGAAGUUUUGAAAAAAAUAUGUGGGUAUCUUGAGCUCAGAACGUAUGAAGAUGCGUACAUUAUUCAAAAGGAUAAACCAAUCGAAAUGAUGUUCUUCAUCAUGAGCGGAGUUGUGUCAGUGACAGAUGGGAGCUCGAAACAUUAUUACCGCAAUGAAGGAGGAUGUCCAAAUCACAGCGGAGAUGACCUCAUAGAACAUUGGCUAAAAUCUAAAUCUACAAGCGUUCCUGCCAAAUUGCCCACCUCUCCUUUUAGUUUUUGGGCCAUCGGUGAAGUUGAAGUUCUGGUUCUGAAGUCCGAUGACUUGGCAAAGGUUCAGCCUGGUGAUCAAAUUCGUUAG